ACGCACACACACAAGUCUGUUUUUGUUGAAAAGCACAUAUGGAGACAGCGUUGUUUAUGAGGGAUUUCCUGGACAAGUGUGGUGGCUACGCCGUUAUAGACGGUGGCUUUGCGACGGAGCUUGAACGUCAUGGGGCAGACCUCCACGACCCGCUUUGGAGUGCCAAAUGCCUUAUUAGUUCUCCACAUCUUGUGCGACGGGUUCACCUAGAUUACCUUGAUGCAGGGGCAAACAUAAUAUUAACAGCAUCUUAUCAGGCUACACUUCAGGGUUUUGAAGCUAAAGGGUUCUCUAGGGAAGAAGGUGAAACUCUGCUUAGAAGAAGUGUGGAGCUUGCACUUGAGGCUCGAGAAAUUUACAAUGCUAGGUGUACUAAAGAUUCUUCUGACUUCAUAAGAGAUGAAAGAUAUAGGAGAAGGCCCAUUUUAGUUGCAGCAUCUGUGGGAAGCUAUGGUGCUUAUUUAGCUGAUGGAGCUGAAUAUACAGGGGAUUAUGGUGAUGCAGUCACUGUUCAGACACUGAAAGAUUUUCAUAGGGAAAGGGUAAAGAUUCUUGUGGAUGCAGGUGCUGACUUAAUUGCCUUUGAAACAAUUCCAAAUAAGAUGGAGGCAAAGGCUUUUGCUGAACUUCUUGAGGAAGAAGGCAUAGAAAUUCCUGCGUGGUUAUCUUUUAGUUGUAAGGAUGAAAGCAAUGUGGUUAGUGGUGAUUCUAUCUUUGAGUGUGCUCAAAUAGCUGAUUCAUGCAGACAAGUGGUUGCAGUUGGAGUAAACUGCACUGUUCCUAGAUUUAUUCAUGGAUUGAUUUCAUCCAUUACAAAGGCAACAAGUAAACCAGUACUUGUUUAUCCCAACAGUGGAGAGACUUAUAUUGCUCAGAGCAACCAAUGGGUGAAAUCAAGUGGGGUAGCAGAGAGGGAUUUUGUUCCUUAUAUAGACAAGUGGUGUGAUGCUGGAGCUUCACUUUUUGGUGGCUGCUGCAGGACUACUCCCAAUACUAUUAGAGGCAUAGCUGAGGCAAUAUAUGGAAAACCUCAAGGAAAAUAAAUUGUUGAAGUGUGUUGUGUAAAAUGGAAGAAAUGACUUAAUAUAUGGAUUAACUUUCUGCCUUUACUA
This is a messenger RNA of Lotus japonicus, 1112 nucleotides long. Its product is annotated as homocysteine S-methyltransferase 3-like. NCBI's taxonomy places the organism in Eukaryota, Viridiplantae, Streptophyta, Magnoliopsida, Fabales, Fabaceae. The transcript is spliced from 7 exons. Gene Ontology annotation, biological process: S-methylmethionine cycle. Bases 39 to 1043 code for a protein of 334 amino acids. The record is from RefSeq and is a predicted model, not a curated record. Gene Ontology annotation, molecular function: S-adenosylmethionine-homocysteine S-methyltransferase activity; zinc ion binding.